Molecule: messenger RNA, 5394 nt
Organism: Nomascus leucogenys (northern white-cheeked gibbon)
Lineage: Eukaryota; Metazoa; Chordata; Mammalia; Primates; Hylobatidae
Source: RefSeq, a predicted model, not a curated record
AAAUCAAAUCGCGACCUUUGAAAGCAAAACACUGCAGAAUCUUGGCAGCUCUGAAUUGGGAAGGGAUGAAGGAGGCUGUGCCUCCGGGUUGCACGAAGAGUCCGAGUCAUUUCUCAGAAGGUUUUGAUAGGUGGGCCUUAGAGGAGACGCCGCCGAGCACCGCAAGAACUGGAAAACACACCCCUCUCUGUCUGCCUGGGAGAGCCACGGAAAUUGGCACUUCUCUGAGUGAAGCUGAGGAGAAGGCUGUAAAUCUGCCAAAACAGCCUUGAAGUAUUCUUUUGUCAUGAGGAAGUGAUGGCUGCUGGAGGGAGGUGAACACCAGGAGGAGAGAUGGCAUCUGGCCUGGGCCCCGCCUAGCAGCAGCUCCACCUCCUGGGCCAGGCCCUGCGGGAUGCGUCACUAGACCACCAUGGACGGAGCCCACAGCGCAGCCCUGCAGCUGCAGCAGCUGCCUCCCACAAGCAGCUCCAGUGCUGUGAGCGAGGCCUCCUUCUCCUACAAGGAAAACCUGAUCGGCGCCCUCUUGGCGAUCUUCGGGCACCUCGUGGUCAGCAUUGCACUUAACCUCCAGAAGUACUGCCACAUCCGCCUGGCAGGCUCCAAGGAUCCCCGGGCCUAUUUCAAGACCAAGACAUGGUGGCUCGGCCUGUUCCUGAUGCUUCUGGGAGAGCUGGGUGUGUUCGCCUCCUACGCCUUCGCGCCGCUGUCACUCAUCGUGCCCCUCAGCGCAGUCUCUGUGAUAGCUAGUGCCAUCAUAGGAAUCAUAUUCAUCAAGGAAAAGUGGAAACCGAAAGACUUUCUGAGGCGCUACGUCUUGUCCUUUGUUGGCUGCGGUUUGGCUGUCGUGGGCACCUACCUGCUGGUGACAUUCGCACCCAACAGUCACGAGAAGAUGACAGGCGAGAAUGUCACCAGGCACCUCGUGAGCUGGCCUUUCCUUUUGUACAUGCUGGUGGAGAUCAUUCUGUUCUGCUUGCUGCUCUACUUCUACAAGGAGAGGAACGCCAACAACAUUGUCGUGAUUCUUCUCUUGGUGGCGUUACUUGGCUCCAUGACAGUGGUGACAGUCAAGGCCGUGGCUGGGAUGCUUGUCUUGUCCAUUCAAGGGAACCUGCAGCUUGACUACCCCAUCUUCUACGUGAUGUUCGUGUGCAUGGUGGCAACUGCCGUCUAUCAGGCUGCGUUUUUGAGUCAAGCCUCACAGAUGUAUGAUUCCUCUUUGAUUGCCAGUGUGGGCUACAUUCUAUCCACAACCAUUGCUAUCACAGCAGGUGCAAUAUUUUACCUGGACUUCAUCGGGGAGGACGUGCUGCACAUCUGCAUGUUUGCACUGGGGUGCCUCAUCGCGUUCUUGGGCGUCUUCUUAAUCACGCGUAACAGGAAGAAGGCCAUUCCAUUUGAGCCCUAUAUUUCCAUGGAUGCCAUGCCAGGUAUGCAGAACAUGCACGAUAAAGGGAUGACUGUCCAGCCUGACCUCAAAGCUUCUUUUUCCUAUGGGGCUCUGGAAAACAAUGACAACAUUUCUGAGAUCUACGCUCCUGCCACACUGCCAGUCAUGCAAGAAGAGCACGGCUCCAGAAGUGCCUCUGGGGUCCCCUACCGAGUCCUAGAGCACACCAAGAAGGAAUGAGACUCGCCUCCCUCUAUUUAUAACUGUCCCCGCCAGGCUGACAGUGGUUCAACCCUGAAUCCUAAAACUUGCCUUUCAAGUCUCAUUUUGUUUUUAACUGAGAACUCUAUGGAUGAUGAUCUCAAAAAGCCUUUGUCUCUGGGAAAGGAUCCGUUAUCUUGGUCUUGGAAAUUUCAAAUGAUGAGGGUAGGGGGAUGGAAGCAUUAUUCCAGGUGGGCGGGAUAGAAUCCAACCUCUGCCUGGAUUAGCCCAGCGGGAUUUGGAAAGCCUUUCUACCAUCCUUGAGGAUGGUAACUGAGCUUCCUCCGACAGUGACCAAAGGAUGCUGUAUCCUUCAGAGCUAAGACAAGACAGAGAGUCUGCUGUUAAUUCUCAAAUCCAGCAAAAGCCUGGACACCUCUAAAUCUCGUCUUCCUCCACCUCACGUGCAUGCUGAUCUCACCCCGACACUCCUGAUGCCGUAUCUGUGAUAGCACUCGCGUUGCCUUCACAUGGCAGGCUGGGCCAACCCUGGGUGGAAGGUUCUGACAUUUGUGUUUCAGAAAUGUACAUCUGCCUUCCAGUCAUCUGUGCCCUUCUAGGGAAGAUGUGCUUGAUAUGUUCAAAUUGGAUCUACUCUGAAAACGCAUUUGGUUUUGGUCCUGUGAGGACUACUUGUUUGUCUGCCUCCUGCCCCCAAAGGAAUUAGGAAGUUAAGGGAAGGGGAAGAAUACGGAGGAUAGGAGAGGGUGAUGAUGCUUCAGCCCAUUAAGGAAGAAAAGUCCCCCUUACUCUUACAAAAGGUGAUUGCACCACUUAAAAAAGGAUAGGUAGAAUAUCUGGCCAUUUUAUGUGUUUUUUUUCCCCCUGCAUACCAGUGCCCCCCUGGAAAGAUGGGGAUGCUCAUUUCAGAGACAGCCUCUUCACCUGUCCUCCGUCUCUCCGUUACAGAGCCACAAGCCAAGCUCGAGUUACUGGUUAAUUUCCUUGAAGUCAAUAGAGACUCUCUGGGUCCUCAUCCCCACGCAUAUAUGUCUGGGAGGAGCAAGCAUUCUCAAAAACAGGGCUGUUGCUUUCUUCCUGGCUGCAUAUGUGACUGUCUCCCCCUAGACUGAUGGUAUACUUUUGAGAGGGGCAGAUAAAGGUUUGCAAACUUUAAUGGGCAUUAGGAUCCCCUAGAAGUGUGUGUAACAUGCAGAUUCCUGCACCCCAGCUGCAGACACUGUUGAAUGGGACUGGAGUGGGGCCCACGGGUCUGCAUUCUUAACUGGUACCACCAGUGAUUCUGAUGCGAUGCUGCAAUCCCGAGAUUUCACAUCUGGAAAGCUUAAGAAUUUACAAAGAUGUUCUGCUCAAACCCCCAGGGCCCCAUGCAGUCUUGCUAGAAAGUUUCCUCACUAGGGUUCCUUUGCAAGGUUAAAUAAUCCCCAUAGGAUCUGUGGCAUUUCUCCAUCCAAUGAAUACUACUUAGAGCUACACUCACCACUUCCCUAGACAGCCUUUAAUAGGCAUGAUAACAGUGUUAAUAGACCAGUGUGAUAGAUCACUUAUCUUUAUGGAUUGUGCUUAAUACUGAUUUAGUAUCUUGACUUCAAAAACUGACAUCUGUUGUCUGUGAUAACCACUUCUGUAUUGUGUGGUCUUAACUGCCUAAGGCGGCAACGGGCAGUGGGCUCCUUUCCCUUAGGAUGGGUAUCAACUCAAUUCAACAAUAUUUAUAAGGCAUUUACUAUGUGCUAAGCAUUUGGAAGACCCAAGCUACAAAGAUAAGACAUAGUUCCUGUCCUCCAGGCCAGCAGAGGGAGGCACAAAUACCCAGGAAUCUCUGAGGGGUGUGAAGUGCAGUGGUGGCCACAGAAAAUGACCAUCAUGGAGACCCCGCUAAAGGUCGGACCGUGAGCCCAAAGGGGUAUUCAGAAGUGGAGAUGAUUUUGGCCCCACUCAUAGAUGGGCAGCAAAUCUAAGAUUUGUAUAAAGCAUAUGAAAGUAGGGUGAUCACCCCCAAGGCAGAGGGGCCAGCAUUUGCAAAGGCACAGAGGUAAAGGAGCUGGGCAAAGAAAGGAGAGCCAGGGAAGGUGGUGGGAGAUGAGUCUCAAAGCUAAGUAGUGGAAGCUGGGCACAGUGGCUCAUGCCUGUAAUCCUAGCACUUUGGGAGGCAAAGGCUGGAGGAUCACUUGAGCCCAGGAGUUUAUAUCAGCCUGGGCAACGUAGCAAGACCUCAUCUCUGCUAAAAAUUUAAAAAAUUAGCUGGGUGUGGUGGUGCAUGCCUGUGAUCCCAGCUACUCAGGAGGCUGAGGUGGGAGGAUCGCUAGAGCCCAGAAAGCCAAGGCUACAGUGAGCCAUGAUCACGCUAUUGCACUCCAACCUGGGUGACAAUGAGACCAUGUCUCAAAAAAAAAAAGAUAAGCAGUGGAGGCCGAAUCAUGGAGGGUCUUGAAUACCUGGCCUAAGGAGUUUAAAGUGUAUCUGAGAGGACAUGGGAGCCACUGAUGGUUCAUGAGGAAGAGAAGGGCAGGAUCAGCACUGAUUGAAAAGGAGGGCUUGUUCAGUGUGGAGGAAGAAUCAGAAGGGGGAAUAAGUUACCUUCUCCGAGCCCGCAAGAACAAAAAACAAAAAGCGGAAAUUAAAAUCAGGUUUCACUGCUAUUUAUAUAUUCCUCCUUUCCCAAAUGAUUUUUCUAAAGCUGGGAGUGGAGGCAGGAGGGAGAAAGAAAAGGUGAGCAGGGAGGCUAUUUAGAUGGGUCAAACCCAGGUGAUCAGUAAUAAUUUGGGCAUAUAUAUGCUCCCAAACUUACUCUGCCCCCCUCCUUCCCCUUUUUCUUUUGGGGGGGGGGGUAUGGGCCUUUUAGCCUUGGGCCAGCCAGCUUUCUUGAGAUGAGUGAAUAAAAGUGCAUUGUAAUUUCAGGUCUGCUUCAGAUCAUGGGGACAGUGCCACCCAGGAACUGCUGCUGAGGCCUGGGAAGCUCCCUUGCCUUCGGGUUUGGAGCAGUGGCGUCAUCGCACCAAUCUGAGCCAUGAAAGGGCUGAGCAGAAAGUUAAAUGGUGGUUUCCUGAGUGGAAGCCACACGUAGGUCACUUGAGUAGUCAGGAAGCACAGUGGGUGUGGAGCCAUCAUCUGUCUUGGGCUAGUUCCUCCCAAUCUUUGUCCCGUGGUAUAAAUGGACUGUCUGCUGAUGGCCAUACGCAGCACUGGCUGUUAGGAUGGGGAAGGGGUACACCAGGCUUCCACUCAUAGCCCUGGUUCAUUAUUGUUACUCAUGGCUCUGACGUCCCCAAGCCCUCUUGAAUGUUGCAAGCAAUGUUAAAUAUCACACCUCGGACCCUUCCGAGCAGCCCAGGUACCUAAAGCAAGGUCACCAAACUUGGGUUUAAACUUCAGUUGCCAUCACAUCGGGGUUUAGGUUAUGCAGUUUUUGCUGUGUGGAGUUGAACGCUGGGUAAAGAUGGGAGAGCUGACUCUCCAUUGCUUUUCUAGUGGAAACCAGCCAGUUUGAUGGCGCGGUGCGGAUACAGGACUCCAUCAGGCUAGUGUUGGGGAACCAGCCCGGCAGCCUUCCAUGUGAAUUCCAAAGCUGUUCCAACACUGGCUGAUAGGCAGACAAAAGGUUACUUGUGUGUCUGAGAAGCGAUGUAAGUGAAGUCACCUUAGAAUAUAUUCUGUGCGGAUGCUUAUAUUUUGUUAACUUCACGACUUAUGGCAUGUCUUAUUUUUCAAAAAAAAAAAAAAGUACUAGGUGCGAAUAACAUUAUGAAGUGGUAUUUAAUUAAAAAUCCAUGCAGUGA